Molecule: messenger RNA, 2291 nt
Organism: Panicum virgatum (switchgrass)
Lineage: Eukaryota; Viridiplantae; Streptophyta; Magnoliopsida; Poales; Poaceae
Product: APETALA2-like protein 4
Exons: 10
Coding region: 336-1685 (449 amino acids)
Biological process (GO): regulation of DNA-templated transcription
Molecular function (GO): DNA binding; DNA-binding transcription factor activity
Source: RefSeq, a predicted model, not a curated record
GCGUGUGUGGGAGGGGUCCCUCUCGCUUGUGGCUGGACUGGUGUUCUCCAUCCUUCCAACCCCCAUAAAAAGAAGACGCAUGACAUGAGGGGAUAGCCUGCAGAUUCUUUGACAGGCCGCAACGAAGUGCUAGUGUUCAACACACACACGCACAUCUCUCUCGCACACAAAGAGAGAGAAGCCGAUCUGCUGGUAUCAUAUCAUCUAACUGCACAAAAGGAAAAGUUCCAAUGAUGCAUUCCAUCACAUAGAGAGAGCCUCGAGCCAAGAACGCCGCGUGCUUGUGUGUGUGUGUGUGUGUGUGUGUGGGACUGUACGUGGCAGCACGCACGGCCAUGGCAGCCACCAAGAGAUCCUUCCACGGCGGCGCCGUCGGCGGCGGCAUUGCGCGCGCCGUGGCGGAGGACGAGCUGCAGGCCGACCGGCAGGAGGAAGGCGCUGCUAGCUGGAUGAUCUUCGGCUUCCCGGUGCCCGGGCUGCCCACCACCGCCCGGGCGGCCGCCGCCGUCACCCAGCAGUUCUUCCCGGCCGCCGCGCCGGCGCCGCCGCAGGCGGCGGAGCAGUGCCACGUGUCCGCGUCGGCGACCGACCAGUGGGCGCGGUCGGCGUCGCGGAAGAGCCGCCGCGGGCCGCGGUCCCGGAGCUCGCAGUACCGCGGCGUCACCUUCUACCGCCGCACCGGUCGGUGGGAGUCCCACAUCUGGGACUGUGGGAAGCAGGUGUACCUGGGUGGAUUUGACACCGCACAGGCUGCUGCGAGUUUGUUCUCCGGCCCCUGCCUUGAUUCCAGGGCCUAUGACCAAGCGGCAAUCAAGUUCCGCGGCGUGAACGCAGACAUCAACUUCACCCUGAGCGACUACAAGGAUGAGAUAAAGAAGAUGAAGAACUUCAGCAAGGAGGAGUUCGUCCAGGUGCUCCGGCGACAGGGCGCCGGCUUCGUCAGGGGGAGCUCCAGGUUCCGGGGAGUCACCCAGCACAAGUGCGGCAAGUGGGAGGCCAAGAUCGGCCAGCUCAUGGGCAAGAAGUAUGUGUACCUUGGCCUCUAUAACACGGAGAUGGAGGCUGCCCAGGCUUAUGAUAAGGCUGCCAUCAAGUGCUACGGCAAGGAGGCAGUGACCAACUUUGAGGCCCAGACGUACGACGAGGAGCUCCAAGUGCAGCCUUGGGACGGUGAGCUUGACCUCGAGCUCAGCCUCGGCUGCGCCGGCGGCGACCCUUCCACCGUCGCCGUCGAGCCGUGCAGCUCCGCGCCGAGCAGGCAGAGGACAAUGACCCUCACGCUCGACCUGCCGGAGGACGACGAGAAGACGGGCGCCGGUCACCCUCACGGGAGCAUCCGCACCAUGCCUUCCCCGGCUCCGGGCACGUUCCGGCUCCUCCCCCCGGCCGGCGAUCACGCUCACGUCCCCGGCACCGGCGUCAGGGAUGACACGGCGCACAUGCUCCAGAUGGGCCAGGUCGGCAGCAGUGGAGGCGCGGCAGCGGCACACAUGCGCUGGCCCAACGGCGGCAAUAAUUGGGCGCCGCCGUACGCCACCGCCCGGGCCGACGACGACGCCGCCGCCGCCGCCGCCGCUGCAGCAGCAUCAUCAGGAUUCCCACCGGGGCAGCUGGGUCGCAGCCGCCCGCGGCGUCCAGGCCCGGCCGCUGCUGAGCGUGUCCAGCACCAGCAACAGUGGCACUGAGCGCCACUGGAACGGCCACACUGGCGGCCUGAAAGAUUCUAGCGAGAGGCGCAGUAAGCCUCGGCCGCCGGGUCGUUCCCUUUUCCGGAUAGGCAAGGGUGGCAGCGAGGCGAGCAGCCUCAUCCCUGCGCGCGUGGCAGGCGCGGCGGCCCACCGCGGCCGGCCGGCAGGAACAAUUCCGACGCCGGGAUGUAGCUGGAGGGAAGACAUGGGGGUCACUGUGGCUACAAGAACGCUGACGGGUCGUCAGGCUGGAAAGUUUGGAGCAGUUUUGAGCAACGAGAGCUCGAAAUUUUCUGACCUGAAAUAGAUCGGACUUGGGUGACCGCCUACGUUUUUUUUUUUUGCAACUUGGCUUCAGUGAUUCUACUAAUCUAGUACUAUUCUUACAUGCGUGGUGCUGCUCUAGGGAUGUUCAAUGGAUGAAAUGGAAGUGGAACCCUCGGUGUGUCUGUGCCUCUGUGGUCCACGUUCAAAAUUAUUGCUACAAUGCAUUUAGACUUGGGGCCGGAGAAUAAGACCAGUCUCGGUGUAUAGUAUUGCUUUUGUCGCUAAGACUGUGAACUUGAUAACCAGUCUCGGUGUAUAGUAUUGCUUUGUCGCUAA